AUGACACAACGAAAAGUUAUUUUCUUUGAUUCAAAAUCAUAUGAUGAAAAAACAUUUAAAUCAGCCUUAAAAAAUUUAAAUGGUCAAGAUAAACUUCGUUUUACAUUUCUCGAAAGUAAAUUAAGUGAAGAAACAGUUGAAGAAGCAAAAGACUAUGAUGCUAUUUGUGUAUUUGUCAAUGAUGUUGUUAGUGAAAAUGUUAUAGAAGAAUUACAUAAAAAAUGCAAUACAAUCAAAAUUAUUGCUUUAAGAAGUGCAGGAUUUAAUAAUGUUCAUUUAGAAACAGCUGAAAAAUAUGAUAUCAAAGUUUGUCGUGUACCACGAUAUUCGCCUUAUGCUGUUGCUGAACAUUCAGUUGCUCUUUUAUUAUCACUUAAUCGUAAUAUGCAUCAUGCCUUUUUUCGAACAAAACAACAUAAUUUUAAUUUGGAUGGUUUAGUUGGUAUAGAUCUUUUUGGUAAAACUGUUGGAAUUAUUGGAACAGGUGGUAUUGGAAUGUGUGCUAUUAAUAUAUUUUUGGGUUUUGGUUGUAAAGUAUUAGCUUAUGAUGUUUAUCCUAAUGAAAAAGUAGCAAAAGAAAAAGGUUUUUUAUAUACAACAAUGGAUGAAUUACUUCGAGAAAGUGAUGUUGUUUCACUCUACGCACCAUUACUUGAAUCAACUUAUCAUAUUAUUAAUAAAGAAGCAUUAGAUAAAAUGAAACAUGGUGCAAUGUUAAUUAAUACAAGUCGUGGAGGUUUAGUUGAUGCGAAUGCUCUUGUUGAGUGCCUUAAAAAAGGAAAAUUACGAGGAGCUGCACUUGAUGUAUAUGAAAAUGAAAAAAAAUAUUUCUUUAAUGAUUUUAGUCAACAAGUAAUGGACGAUGAUACAUUAGCACGUUUAAUAUCCAUGCCAAAUACAAUUGUUACAUCUCAUCAAGCAUUUCUUACUGAAGAAGCAUUGAAAAAUAUUGCGGAAUCAACCAUACAAAGUUUACUUGACUUUUUUGAUGGUAAACCACUCAAUGAAAAUCAUGAAGUUAAAUUACCACCAAAAACUGAAGAAAAGAAAUAA
Adineta steineri is the source of this 1053-nucleotide messenger RNA. NCBI's taxonomy places the organism in Eukaryota, Metazoa, Rotifera, Eurotatoria, Adinetida, Adinetidae. The record is from the annotation of a GenBank genome assembly.